This is a messenger RNA of Xylona heveae TC161, 1425 nucleotides long. RefSeq lists its product as hypothetical. Lineage: Eukaryota; Fungi; Ascomycota; Xylonomycetes; Xylonales; Xylonaceae. Bases 1 to 1425 code for a protein of 474 amino acids. The transcript has a single exon. The record is from RefSeq and is a predicted model, not a curated record.
AUGUACAAGGUGCUUCCGCUGCUCGUGGCGGCCCUUGCCGGGUCAGCCUCGGCCAACUACAACACUUAUCAAAACACUACGACUUCGAGCUCUUCGUCGUCGACGAUUCAUCCUGCCAGUACUGAUACACUGACAACGUAUACCACCGUGACCACUUGUCCUGUCACGAGUACCGUCAGCACGGGCUCAUCCACCUGGGUGCAGACGACGUUGACCACCUCGACCAUUACUGUCACCAGCUGCAAGGGUGGUUGCCACGGCACUACAUCGACUCCUUCAAGCACCUCCCACUCUUCGAGCUACACCGUUGGUCCAGGCACUGGAUCGAGCUCAGUCAAGCCAACUUAUCCCACUUCAUCGUCCAAGCCGACGUCACCUUCGGGAACUGGGUAUACUCCUUCCAGCAGCAAAUCCUCCCCAUCUGUGAAGCCAACCUAUCCAACUUCCUCGAAGCCCUCUGGUACCGGCUUUACUCCGUCGAGCUCCAAGAAGCCGACCUCGCCCUCUGGUACCGGCUUCACUCCGUCAAGCUCUCAGAAGCCAACUUCGCCUUCGGGCACGGGUUUCACACCAUCUAGCAAGCCAACUUCUCCAUCUCAGAAGCCGACUGGCACUGGCUCCGUUACUGUCAAUCCCGUUCAGCCUACCACGAAGUCGACUGGAACUGGCUCCGUCACUGUCAAUCCCGUCCAGCCCACUUCCAGUCCAACACGCCCUCCCAAUACCACGACUACUACAAGCUAUGGCUCUGUUACGGAAAUUACUACAAAGACGUCUGUUGGGCCCACCAUGGUGACUUCGAUUGUGACGAGCUUUGUCCCCUGCUCUACACCGGUCACCUCGGUAGGUGGAAUUACCUAUUACUCGACCUAUCUCACUCCAACGUCGUACACUACCACUUUCCCGUCAACCACGACUCAAUUUAUUGUCGUUUCUCCAGCGACGCCGACUUCAGCCCUUGUUGCUCCUGUCGCCCAGGGCUCUUCAGUCGUCACUUCUGCGGGCCCGCACACGACUCUUCCGCCUGUGACUUCUGUUGGCCCGGUUGCUGGCACUUGCCCUCCAGCCCAGACUGUCUACUACACCAUCGUCUCGACCAUGUAUAUUUCUUCGAUGGUUUCCCCAGCUCAGCCUACCCAGCCUUCUCAGCCUAAUCAGCCAAGCCAACCCAGUCAACCUAAUCAGCCCAGUCAGCCCAGUCAGCCCUCUCAGCCUAAUCAGCCUAAUCAGCCAACCCAGCCUAAUCAACCUACGCAGCCUACUCACCCCAGUCAGCCUAGCCUGCCGACCCAGCCUGGCAACUCUACCAAGCCUACGUCGCGGCCGUCAGUUGCUUCAACCACAAUUACUCACAGUGGCAACGGCAGCUACCCGGCACAGCCCACUGGCUCUCACAAGUCUUCUAGCUGGAAGGUGCCCAAGUAA